Messenger RNA from Fraxinus pennsylvanica, 681 nucleotides. The record is from the annotation of a GenBank genome assembly. Lineage: Eukaryota; Viridiplantae; Streptophyta; Magnoliopsida; Lamiales; Oleaceae.
AUGUCGUCGGCGAUUUCUCAGCUGUCAUGCUUCUCUUCCAUUAACCGCAGUGUACAGCUCCGAACCAGAUUCUACGCCCGUCCUAACAAGGUAUUUAUUGUCAGAAGUAUUGAUGGACAUGGCACAGAUGCAUCCAACUCAGAGACUAAGACCGCUUCACUUUACACAGCAGAUGACUCAAAAUCACUUAAUGGACGUAUGGAAAAAUCACAUCCCAUUAUACAAGAAAAUGUUGCAGGAGAAGCAAUGAACGCGCACAUACAAGAACAAGUUGUCAGUCAACCGAAAAGGGCAGCAAAGAUUCAUGAUUUUUGUCUUGGGAUUCCCUUUGGUGGGCUUGUUUUGAGUGGAGGGCUUGUUGGUUUUAUUUUUAGCAGAAACCUUGCUACUUUAAGUACUGGCGUUCUCUUUGGGGCUUCUCUAUUGGUCCUCAGCACUGUUAGCAUGAGGGUAUGGAGACAAGGAAAAUCCAGCUUACCGUUCAUACUAGGUCAAGCGGUACUCUCUGCCUCCCUGUUGUGGAAGAAUUUUCAGACCUAUACAUUGACGAGGAAAAUCUUCCCAACAGGCUUUAAUGCUGUCAUCAGUGCUGCAAUGUUGUGCUUCUAUUUUUAUGUGGUGUUAUCUGGAGGUAAUCCUGCACCAAAGAAGAUGAAGCUGCCGACUGCUGCCCCACCAUAA